AUGGCGCGUACUACUCGUGUACAGAUGAACGACUACGAGUACGAUUACGAGGUUGGGCGACAGGAAUUUACGACGGGUCGCUCGCAAACUGAGGCUGUCGAUAGAAGCGUUGAUGAGAGUCAAGUCGUCCAAGGGACGGUCUUGUGGCUGCCAGCAAGGGAAGACUUACCCGAGCGCGCAGUACGGAGAGCGCACGGCAAAGGAGCUAUUGAAGAGGGUAUCUUCAACCACCCUGUAGUGGUAGUAUCUCGGCCAGAAGAAGACAGCCAGAUUAUACACUUCCACCUUAUAACAUCCCUCCAAGGCCGACGCCUCGAACAACUAUACAGCAAAUCCAACGAGUUUCACGCGAGCCGGCGCUCCUGGUUUCUCCCCGUCGCCCCAACCCCAUCGCACCCCGACGCCGUCUCCAAAAAGACCAAAAAGCGCUUCCCAACGCUCAUACUAGCAAACGGAGCAACACUACGAUGGGAUUCGUACGUCAACAUCCGCCACGUAUACAAAAUCGAUAUUUCGCUCCUACGAGCGUAUUCGAAUCCAGAUACACCGACCGUUGAGGUGUACCAUUUUGAGCGCGAAUCAACAAUCAGGAUGCUUGCAAAAGGCAAGUCACUGACGCUUUAUGAACCGGGGCCGCAGUUUGUCGGUGCGGGAUUACAGAGGACGAGAUCAGAGCCGACACCCACUACACAUGAUGCUUACUAUAUUGCAAUGCCAAUGGAUACGCAGUGGCCAAGCAUAACUGCAUAUCCACCUCCACCCACACGCUCAUCUCAGAAUUGGUCCACAUAUCCUAGCCCAAACAGACAGCCGGAUUUUCACAUCUCCCGUACAGAAGCCGCUCGGAUACCUGGUACGCCGCCGAAAGUGCCGCCCGAUGGCGGGCUCACUACAGUGCUUAGCUCGAUGCAGCAGCAGGUGUCGGGCAACGUGCAGGCAAUAGCAGGUGUGACACAGCAGAAGCUUGCGACGGUGUAUCAGAGCCAGCUUGUGAUAGUCAAGGCGCCGGUUGAGAGGGCGUGGAGGGAUUUGAAGGGUGUGACGGCUAUUGCUAUUGCUUCAUUGUAG
This is a messenger RNA of Parastagonospora nodorum SN15, 1068 nucleotides long. RefSeq lists its product as hypothetical. Lineage: Eukaryota; Fungi; Ascomycota; Dothideomycetes; Pleosporales; Phaeosphaeriaceae. Bases 1 to 1068 code for a protein of 355 amino acids. The transcript is spliced from 2 exons. The record is from RefSeq and is a predicted model, not a curated record.